Choloepus didactylus (southern two-toed sloth) is the source of this 4884-nucleotide messenger RNA. RefSeq names its product semaphorin 6C (gene SEMA6C). Bases 1534 to 4407 code for a protein of 957 amino acids. Gene Ontology annotation, biological process: negative regulation of axon extension involved in axon guidance; neural crest cell migration; negative chemotaxis. Gene Ontology annotation, molecular function: chemorepellent activity; semaphorin receptor binding. The record is from RefSeq and is a predicted model, not a curated record. Lineage: Eukaryota; Metazoa; Chordata; Mammalia; Pilosa; Megalonychidae. The transcript is spliced from 18 exons.
GAGGCUCAGGCUCAGCCUUUAACACGGGAGGGUCAUUAGCUGGCUGCCCUGCCCCUGGGGAAAGGGGUCAUCAUUAGGCGUUCCUACCCCUUCCCCUCCUCCAGCUCUCUUGGGGCCCCACCUGACGUCAGCCUCCCCACCAGUGACGCUGGAUUGAGGGCGGGGUGGGGGGGCUGGGUUCUGGCUCCAAGACUGGAAUUGUUGGGGAGAUGCGAGGGGGUCCUGGAAGCCCAGGGUAUCUCCUUUAGUGAUCACGGUGGAAUAAGUAACUAAAGACUGGUGAAGCAGAGCUGCCUGUUCACAGAAGAAAGGAUACUCAUCCUUCCUGACCUGAUUUCCAGAGCCUACUCAGCCCCUCACUUCAAUUUCAGGGGAAGGCAGGAAGCUGGUAUAUACCUCCCACUGUGCAUCCAGGGUCAGUUGGCUUGGGAAGCUGAUGGGUGGAAAGGAGGCCUGUCUCACUGUCCCUUCCACCAUAUCCAUCUUUUCCUGGACUUUGGGCUACAAUUGCCUGCCUGUCAUUGAAUUAUUUAUAUUUCAAUUUCAGAGGCAGACUGAUGAGGGAAGGAAGGGAAAGAGGGGCAUGGUCAGCCAUUUCCCCUCACCAGGAUAGCCCCUUCUAUCCCUGGCUCCUCGUAAGGGGUGGAUCCGCUCUUCACCCCACCAAGUACAUGCAUUGGUUCUUAGGAGCCAGGGAGGGAACAGGGGGCUAGAGAGGCUAGAAGGGGGCACAGUGGUCAGAGAAACAGCUGCAGCCAGAGCUAAAUUUAGCUUCUGAUCUGGCUUUGAUGCAGAUUCAUUUUUGGCUAAGACGGUCCCCCCACCCCCCACCUCCCCUCUCUAUCCAGCUUCUCCCAGCCCUGAGAAGGGUCCAUGGAGCAGGAACUGAGACCAGGACUAUGACCCCCCAGGCUGUCCCCCCUCUUGAGGAAGAUUCUGUUCUUUCUCAAUCCUAGAGAGGAGGGUGACUGCCUCACAGCUGUCUCUGCCUGGGCAUAGUGCCUGCCUUGCUCCCAGGGUGCUGUGAGGGUCUGCAAGGGAGGGGGAAGCAGACAUGGUGCCCUCUUCCUCCUCUCAGUGCCAAGGAGUCACUAUUUUUAAUUUUAAGGCUUUAGUGUCUAAUAUUAGCUGAGAAGGGGUUAGCAAGAGGGAGGCCAGGAGGUGUCACCUACCGAAUGUCCCAGACCCAGUCAGGAGAGAGGUGGAAAAGCUGAGUGAGAAGGCUGGGAGGGGGAGCCCGUGUCCUGUCCUUACCUGGGGUCAUCGUCAGCUAUCCUGACACCAGCCAGUUUGGGCCAGUUGGAGAGGGAAGAGCCUUAAGUGACAGUGACAGCUGACUGGGACUGGGACAGUGCCAGACAGGGUUCUUUCCUCCACCCCACAGGGUCUUCUGGGGAUAGACCAGAGGAGGAGCCCUGCCCUCAUCAGAGGUGGGGGUAACUUGGCCUCCUCCCUCACGUCUCUCUGUCCUCCUUUCAGGGCCAGCAUAUGGGUGAGGGGGCACCCCCUGGGGCGUGAGCUGCCCCGCACAGGAUGCCCCGUGCCCCCCACUUCAUGCCCUUGCUGCUACUGCUGCUACUGUUCUCACUUCCUCAUACCCAGGCCGCCUUUCCCCAGGACCCCCUCCCUCUGCUGAUCUCUGACCUUCAAGGUGCUUCCCCAUUAUCCUGGUUCCAGGGCCUGGAUGAUGAUACUGUGGCUGCUGAACUUGGGCUGGACUUUCAGAAAUUCCUAAUCUUGAACCGGACUUUGCUGGUGGCUGCACGGGAUCACGUUUUCUCCUUUGAUCUUCAAGCACAAGAAGAAAGGGAGGGGCUGAUGCCCAAUAAGUACCUAACGUGGAGGAGCCAAGAUGUGGAGAACUGUGCUGUGAGGGGGAAGCUGACGGACGAGUGCUACAACUACAUUCGUGUUCUUGUUCCCUGGGACUCCCAGACGCUCCUUGCCUGUGGAACAAACUCAUUCAGCCCCGUGUGCCGCAGCUAUGGGAUAACUUCACUGCAGCAGGAGGGUGAGGAGCUGAGUGGGCAGGCUCGAUGCCCCUUUGACACCACCCAGUCCAAUGUGGCUGUCUUUGCAGAGGGCAGCCUGUACUCAGCCACAGCUGCGGAUUUCCAGGCCAGUGAUGCCGUGGUUUAUAGAAGCCUUGGUUCUCAGCCUCCACUCCGCUCCGCCAAGUACGACUCCAAGUGGCUCCGAGAGCCACACUUUGUCCAGGCCUUGGAGCAUGGAGACCACGUCUACUUCUUCUUCCGAGAGGUCUCUGUGGAGGAUGCCCGGCUGGGGAGGGUGCAGUUCUCCCGUGUAGCCCGUGUAUGUAAGCGUGACAUGGGUGGCUCACCUAGGGCCUUAGACCGUCAUUGGACAUCCUUCCUGAAGCUGCGGCUCAAUUGCUCUGUCCCUGGGGAUUCUACCUUCUAUUUUGAUGUCCUACAGGCCUUGACUGGGCCUGUGAACCUACAUGGCCGCUCUGCUCUCUUUGGGGUCUUCACCACCCAGACCAAUAGCAUCCCAGGCUCUGCAGUGUGCGCCUUCUACAUGGAUGAUAUUGAGCGUGGGUUUGAGGGCAAGUUCAAGGAGCAGAGGAGUCCAGAUGGGGCCUGGACCCCUGUGUCUGAGGACAGGGUCCCCUCACCCAGGCCAGGGUCCUGUGCAGGAGUAGGUGGAGCUGCCUCGUUCUCCUCAUCUCGAGACCUCCCUGAUGAUGUCCUGACCUUCAUCAAAGCUCACCCACUGCUAGACCCCGCUGUACCACCUGCUACCCAUCAGCCACUGCUCACCCUUACUAGCAGGGCCCUGCUGACUCAGGUAGCUGUGGAUGGGACGGCUGGUCCCUAUGGUAACACCACAGUCCUGUUCCUUGGCUCCAAUGAUGGGACAGUGCUGAAGGUGCUGCCUGCAGGUGGGCGAUCCAGGAGACCUGAGCCCAUCCUGUUGGAAGAGAUCAAUGCCUACAGCCCCUCCCGGUGCAGUGGGAAGCGGGCAGAUCAUACAGCACGACGGGUCAUGGGGCUGGAGCUGGACACUGAAGGUCAUAGGCUCUUUGUGGCUUUUUCUGGCUGCAUCAUCUACCUCCCUCUCAGUCGCUGUAGCCGGCAUGGGGCCUGUCGGAGGAGUUGCCUGGCUUCUCAGGACCCAUACUGUGCAUGGCAUAGCUCCAGAGGCUGUAUGGAUAUCAGGGGACCUGGUGGGACUGAUGUGGAUCAGGCUGGGGACUGGGAAUCCAUGGAGGAUGGUGACUGCCAAGAUGGAGCUACUGGGAGUCAGUCUGGCCCAGGGGAUUCCACUUAUGUGCUUCUGGGUCCUGGCCCUUCCCCUGAGACCCCCAGCCCCCCCAGUGAUGCCCACCCCUGGCCCCAGUCUUCCACUCUUGGAGCUCAAACUCAGGGCGUGCGCCGGGACCUCCCCCCAGCCUCGGCCUCCCGCGCUGUCCCAAUCCCUCUCCUCCUGGCCAGUGUGGCCGCAGCCUUCGCCCUGGGCGCCUCCAUCUCUGGCCUUCUGGUAUCCUGCGCCUGUCGCCGCACUCACCGACAUCGGAGUAAGGACGUCGAGACUCCCGGGCUUCCGCGCCCUCUCUCCCUCCGCAGCUUAGCUCGGCUGCAUGGUGGGGGCCCAGACCCCCCACCACCGUCCAAGGACGGAGACGCCGAACAGACACCCCAGCUCUACACCACUUUUCUGCCUCCCCACGAGGGCGUGCCCCCGCCGGAGCUGGCCUGCCUGCCCACUCCGGAGUCCACGCCGGAGCUGCCGGUCAAGCACCUCUGCGCCGCCGGGGGCCCCUGGGAGUGGAACCAGAAUGGCAACAACGCCAAGGAGGGCCUGGGCCGUGCGCGGGGCGGGAACCCGACGGGCGGCCCCGCGCCGCGCGUGCUGGUGAGGCCGCCGCCCCCCGACUGCCCAGGGCAGGCCGUGGAAGUCACUACCCUGGAGGAACUGUUGCGCUACCUUCACGGCCCACAGCUUCCCCGGAAGGGGGCCGAGCCCCAGCCCCCGGCCCCUUUUACCUCGCGGGCGCUUCCACCAGAGCCUGCUCCCACCCCUACUCUCUUUGCUGACUCCUGCCCCCUCCCCCGAGAAUGUGCCCCGCCCCUGAGGCUGGACGUGCCCCCCGAGGGGAAGUGCCCGGCACCCACCACCCGGCCUGUGCUCUCAGCACCUGCUCCCCGGCUAGGAGUCGGGGGAACGCGCAGGUUGCCCUUCUCCCCUCACCGUGCACCCCCUGCUCUGCUCACUCGAGUCCCUUCGGGGGGUCCCUCCAGGUACUCUGGAGGUCCCGGGAGGCACCUCCUGUACCUGGGCCGGCCCGAGGGAUAUCGGGGCCGCGCCCUGAAGAGGGUGGACGUCGAGAAGCCCCACUUAGCCCCGAAGCCUCUCUUUGUCGGGCACUCCUCCCAGCUAUUUUAACUUUUAAAGGAUGCCGCUCCACGGCCUUAAAUUGGGCCCCCGAGGGGCUCCGUGCCCUCAAAGGUCGUAUGUGUGGACGCUUCUCAAAGGACAAACCAUCUCCCUCCCCCCUUGUUCCACACCUCCAGCCUUCCUGGACUCUGGGUCUCCCGGGGUCCCCUCGCCGCCUCCGGUUUAUUUAUUGACUGUUGUCUGUCUUUCCCUGUCCUCGAGAGAGGACUGGGAGGUGAAAAGCCCGUCCCCUCAGUGAGCCAACUUUUGGGGGGAACUGGCAAACUCCCACUUCCCCCUCCCUUCCAGCCGAGCUGCCUUAAUUCGCCCCUCCGGGCAUCCUCCAUAAACUGGGCCCCGGGCGGGCCGCACGGCGGAAGGACGGGGCGGGGACUACGCACGUAGUGUACGGAGUUCUCGGCCUCCAGGGACGUCCCUCCUCCUACUGUGUAGGAGCCUCCGCUUCCAAUACAGCUGUGUCCCCGA